AUGGAAAUGCGGAGAACCAGCGGGACGGGACGCCUCGACGCCAGGAAUCCCGGCGUACGCGACCUAACAGCCCAGCUUGCCGCAUGGAUUGCCGCCGAGUUUACAAAGCGGAGGUAUAAGGAGUGGGAUCUCGGGUUUCCAGUGUUCGCCGUCGAGAUUGAUGGCGAUAAUUGGCUGCUGCGUGUCGCUGCUGCACGUGUUGUGCCAAGCACCAGCGCUGCAACCAAGUCUCCCAGAGAUGGAGAAGGGGAUGCACAGGAAACGGAAGCGGAAGAAGGACCGAUGUCGCUCCCAGAAGAUGAAUACAAGCUCUUCUUCUUUGGACCGCUGGCUCUCGGCAAUACAUUGACUCUCGAGAGCUCGAAGAGGUUGCUUGCCAACCUAGUUGAUAUUACGAAGUGGGGGCAGGUCCGAGUUUUGGACGUGGUGGGAGGUGAAUGUGAAGAUGGUUUUGGAGAAGAGGAUACGGCGUUGAAUAGAUAGCGACGUUCUUUUAAUACCCGUUUUAAAUUAAUAAGUGAGAGCUAUCGGUCCAGAAGGACAUCCAGGCUGUUCAAAGAAUUCUUUCCUUAUCUUGGAUCUAACUUGCGGCGAAUGCAUUUUUUUUUUCCUCUGCUAUAAACAGCACCUCCACUAGGGACUUAAGAAGGAAGAUAGUAUCCACGCCAGUAAUAUAGCACUCGCCGUUGCGAAGAAGUAUGCAUUAACUGAGCGUGGAGAAAUCGGGGACGAGCUUGAAGGGAGCAUGUUCGGAGUCACAUGAUAAAAUAGGCAUUCACUAAGCAAAGCUAGUCGAAAGUCGCCCCGUCAGCCAGCAGCGAAAUCCUCUUGCAUCCGGUCCCAUGAAUCGUUCGGCGGCAGAC
Molecule: messenger RNA, 863 nt
Organism: Mytilinidion resinicola
Lineage: Eukaryota; Fungi; Ascomycota; Dothideomycetes; Mytilinidiales; Mytilinidiaceae
Exons: 3
Coding region: 1-483 (160 amino acids)
Source: RefSeq, a predicted model, not a curated record